GUUUUGGUGCGUGUGUACAACGUUUCCAGCGCUUAUGCACUGUCUCCACUCUCAGCUUAUUAAAACGGAGAUGACCAAGAGGGAGAGAGACAAUAAGAACUUCAGCAUCGCACUCAAGUCAUUGUCAACAUACUUAUUAUCUUAGCCCUAUCAAGUGACUACAACCUUUCCAAGACGAAUAGAUUUAGCCAAUUUGAAUUCUUGUUAAAUGGGCAUUUCCCGGAGACGGGAAGUAUUGCUAUUGAAAUGUUUAGUAUUUUAUGUUAAAAAUGCAACUACUGGAUUUUAUUUCAUAACUUGCUCUGCGUUUUUGUUUGAGAAGUGGACAACAUUCUGACGGUAUAGUAUCGCCUUCAUACUUCAAACCAAAAGGACCUUGCGCAGAUGAAAAGUUGUCCAACUGAGUUUUUUAUUUUGGCGCUUUGGGAAUUUAAAAGGGAAUAAAGAGACUUAGGAACUGAUGAUGACGAAGACUGUCAAAUUUAUCACGGGAAUAUUUAUAGUUUUCCAGUAUCAAAUAGCUCAUGUGGAAUUGAUGCCUGCCAGUGGUCUGGGGAGUGUGUCUGAGGACCAGGGAUCCUCCAGCCAGAGGUGGAGGAGGUGGCUGGCCAUCCCCAGGCCGGGUGCCCCGAGCUGGGCCAGUGACGACCGCCACAGCCACUACAAGGACCAGGAUGACCUACUGACUGAGGAAAGACAUGACAACAGCUCCCAGAUUGAAGACAUGAACCAUAGCUACUACACAUCUAAGAUCUACGGGGCUACAGAGACUGCUGGUAAAUAUCUGUGGGUGGACAUAGAUCAGCUGGACCCAGGGAAGGGGAAGAUCCACGGCCUGCUGUCCAACACACACAGACAAGCAGCGAGUGUUCAUCUGUCCUUUGACUUCCCGUUCUAUGGUCACAUACUCAGAGAAAUCACAGUGGCAACUGGUGGUUUCAUCUACACAGGCGAUGUCAUCCACAGGAUGCUGACGGCCACUCAGUACAUCGCCCCUCUGAUGGCCAACUUUGACCUCAGUACGUCCACAAACUCGACCAUCAGUUACUUUGACAACGGUACAGCCUUGGUAGUCCAGUGGGAUCAGGUUCACCUACAGGACAGUGUAAGUCAAGGCCCAUUUACCUUCCAGACCGCUCUGCACAGCGACGGACGCAUCGUCUUCGCCUACAAAGAGGUUCCCAUUGACAUCAGUGAGAUCAGGUCAGUGAACCAUCCUGUCAAAGUGGGCCUCUCAGACGCAUUUGUGGUGCUUCAUGAGAUUGAGCAGAUACCCAAUGUUCGCAGGAGGACCAUCUAUGAGUACCACAAAGUGGACAUCCUCAAGUCCAAGAUCGCCAACUCUACAGCGGUUGAGAUGCUUCCUCUGCCCACUUGUCUUCAGUUCUCCAGCUGUGGACCUUGUAUGUCAUCUGAGAUCGGCUUCAACUGCAGCUGGUGCAGCAGACUGCACAGGUGUUCCAGUGGCUUUGACCGGCAUCGUCAGGACUGGGUAGAUAAUGGCUGUCCUGAAGCGGGGAAAAACCAGAGCUGUGUUCAGAUGGUUCACACCAACACCACAACACCUUACAAUGUGCCUAACGCUCACACUACAACCACUCCAGUUGCCAUGACAAGAACAGUGCGACAGCGGACUACCACCUCCAUCACCACAACUACCUCCUCUACCACCACUACCACUGCCACUACUACAUCCAGAGCCAGACCUAGCCCCACUGUCACCACUGCCCUCCCCUUCACCAGUGCUCCUAUGGUGGAUGACACUAAGUUUUCCCUGCACACAGAAAAAGAAUCGCCUGCGGAGGUGGACGAGCCAGAGGAGGAGCAGAGAGAGGUGCGCCUGCAGACUGGUCUCCUGGUGGGCAUCUCGCUGGUCAUGAUCACCAUGGCAGCAGCCAUCAUAGCAACGGUGUACAUGUACAACCACCCGACCUCAAGCGCCAGCCUAUUCUUCAUAGAGAGGCGGCCCGCACGCUGGCCAGCCAUGAAGAUGAGGUUCUGCCGCAGCUCAGGGAACCCUGCGUACGCCGAGGUGGAGGAUCCAGGGCUGGAGAAGGACGAUCUGGUGGUCAUCGACCCCAAACACACCUUCGUCAUCUCCGGCCACGACCGCAGGGAGAGCUUCAUGGACAGCAAGGAUGGAUUCAUCGUCCCCAACCAAAGAGAACGGUUCCUGUCAGACCAUUGCUGACCGGACCUGACUGGAUCUAAACGGAUCUGACUGAACCGGACCUGACUGGAUCUAAACGGAUCUGACUGAACCGGACCUGACUGGAUCUAAACGGAUCUGACUGAACCGGACCUGACUGGAUCUAAACGGAUCUGACUGAACCGGACCUGACUGGAUCUAAACGGAUCUGACUGAACCGGACCUGGCCAAAACUAACCAGACCUGACCAUUCAGGAGGCUUUGGAGAGGAACUAGUAUUUUAUACUGUGGAAGGAGAAUGUAUACUUUUGCUACAUUGCAUUCUAACUAAAGUGCAUGAAUAAAGGAACAGACUGGAUUUGUAAGAAACCAUAUUCAGACACUUAGAGGACAAAUGGAAGUUUGUGGGGUGAAAAGUGUUGGUUUAAACAAAAAAAUAAGCGUUUGGGCCUUCAGUUCUACCGUGGAAGUGGAAUUCCUUGAACUAAUAGAUGGCCUUUUAUUUAGCACGUACAAACGUCAAGGUUCAGAGCUGCUGAGGAAGAAAAACUAGCUGAUUUUAAAAAACUAUGAAAUAUAUAAGCUAAGAAUGUCAUCAGCAUGUUGACCAGGUUUUGUUUUUCCUGGUGGGAUGCACUGCUACAGCUGACUGGAGAUGGAAAUGGCAGUGCCUCAGGAGAAUCUCAGGCCGACUCAGAGUGACUCAACUCAACGACAGCUACAGGACAAUCUUGAACAAUGUGCUGAUGAUUCUCUACUGUACAUAUGCUUAACCUGCUGUCAUUUUCAUGACAUUUGAAACAUUUGUGAUUUGUGUGAGAAUUCUGUGAUUGCAGAGGACAGGACACAUAAUACAUUAAACUGGACAGAUUAAUUAACCUAUACCUCUCAGGUAAUUUAGUCGUGUUUACUAAAUGCAGGCCUCAGUGCAGGUGGUGGAGGUAGAAUGCUGUUGAAUGUCUAUGGAAAACAAAGGCAAGAGCACUGUUUGGGUGAAACAAGUGGAUGUUAGAAGAUGCUCCUGGAAGCACUCAUUGGAACAUAAAGGUUGUGUUUAGAGAGUCAGCCCAAUUCUGAUAUAUUUUCCACUAAUUGGUCUUUUGACCAAUCAAAUCAGAUCAUUUCACAUCAAAUAUUUUUCAGCGAUGAUCUGAUUGGUCGAUUGACCAAUUUAGUGAG
Messenger RNA from Oncorhynchus keta (chum salmon), 3328 nucleotides. RefSeq names its product plexin domain-containing protein 2-like. The record is from RefSeq and is a predicted model, not a curated record. The transcript has 14 exons. The coding region runs from base 461 to 2191 and encodes 576 amino acids. Lineage: Eukaryota; Metazoa; Chordata; Actinopteri; Salmoniformes; Salmonidae.